AUGGAAGAGGAAGAAGCGAAGGAAGCGCAGUCCAUACACGCUUCCCAAGGAGACGACGAGAGCGUUGAUCUCGACCAUGUAGCGAAUGUUCAAGGGGAAGACGAACCCGCGUGCGCACUAAAUGACGGAGAAACGAAUAAGGAUUAUAACCCACCAGGGGUGAAGGAAAAUGAAGGAAAUGACCCAAACGAACCCCAGAAUGACGAGUGGCUAGUUUACGUAAACAACCAAUCAUAUGGACCCUACAAUUUAGAUCAGAUGAAAAAACUAUGGAGUGAAAAAAGAUUAAAUAUCAUGUCCGUAAUAUUUAAAAAGGGAGAUCAAAACUGGAAGUAUGUAUACAACGAUGAUAUAUUAAAAAGGUGCCUGCCGUUUAACACACCAAGUGGUGAUGGUACAACGGAGGGGUUCCAGGGGGGUGCCACUGCGAAGGAAUAUUCUGCGGUGAUGCACCAGGACACAAAUCGUGUCUCUAAUCUUGAAGCAAAUGCGUAUAAGGUAAGCGGCAAUCCCAGCACGUGUCCUGACGACAGCGAUGAGUGUGACCCCCACCAUGACAAUUACGCUCACCCACCAGACGGAACCACCGGGAUAAACCCUUUAGAACUAGAAAAAAUCAAAAAAAAAGAGAAAAAAAAAAAGUACCUAGAGAGAAAAAAAAAAAAAAUGGAAGAAGGCUUAUGCGAUAAAAAAGUGAAAAAUAGCUGCAUCUACAUAACCGGCUUACCUAGUGAUAUAACAAGGGACGAAAUACAUAAUGUGUUUAAAAAAGCGGGCAUUAUUAAAAUAGACGCCGAGACGACAGAACCGAAAAUCAAAAUAUACUACGACGAAAACAACCAAGUGAAAGGAGACGCAUUGGUUACAUAUGUAUACACACAGAGUGUUGACAUUGCCAUUAAAUAUUUUGAUAAUUUUUAUCUAAGACAGGAUUGCAUGAUUCGUGUAGAAAAGGCACAAUUCAACAAAAAAAAAGAAGCCUCCAAAGUUUCUAAGGAAGAAUUGCUAAUUAAAAAAAAAAAAAUCAAGGCAGCGAAAUAUGAGCAACUCAGGUUGCAGAAAUGGGAAGAUGGGUACACCGGAACGAAAAAAAAAAUCGUCAUUUUUAGGAACGUCUUUUCGUAUGAAGAUGCAGUGAAACACGAUGAGGGAGACCCCUUUUACGAUUUUAUAAAAGACCUGGUCGAAAUGGAACUAAAGAAGUACGUGCCCGUGCACAAGGUGUAUCCUAUACCGAAACACCCCAACGGAAUUGUCUGCGUCAAAUUCAAAGGAGUGGAAGAAGCCGAGAUGAUAAUAUCGUGCUUCAAGGACAUGGAGCUGAAUGGUAAAAAGCUGGAAGUGUAUUUUUACGAUGGAAAACAGGAUCUGAAGGCGCAGUGCUUACCUGCACAGAGUGCCAACAAGGCGCGUGCAGAAGACGCACCCGAAAAUGAAGAGCCAGAUAAGCUUACAGAGGAUAACCAACCGGCAUUUUUGCAACACAACAAUUUGCAGUCGUUUCAUGUAAGCAACGAAAAGACAAACAAAGAAAAGGAACAAGAUUGGAUUGAUAAUCAGAGUGAAGAUGAGGAACACGAAAUUAUGGUCGAAUAA
This is a messenger RNA of Plasmodium fragile, 1596 nucleotides long. RefSeq lists its product as uncharacterized. The transcript is spliced from 8 exons. Gene Ontology annotation, molecular function: RNA binding. Gene Ontology annotation, cellular component: U2 snRNP; U2-type spliceosomal complex. Gene Ontology annotation, biological process: mRNA splicing, via spliceosome. NCBI's taxonomy places the organism in Eukaryota, Apicomplexa, Aconoidasida, Haemosporida, Plasmodiidae. The record is from RefSeq and is a predicted model, not a curated record. Bases 1 to 1596 code for a protein of 531 amino acids.